GAGAGAGAGAGAGAGGGACUGGGAGAUAAAAUAUAAAGGGAGGGAGAGAUGGGUCUAUAGUUAUUGCGAGGUUUCUCAGCAUUGGAAGUGGUGAGAGGAGAGCCGGAGUAGCUGGUGGUGGAUUGAGUUCCAUGAAUAAUUAUUCUGUUUAGUGGGGGGGAAGGUUGCUUGCAAGUGGGAGUUGGUGUGCCUCUGGACAAAGCCAAGGGAAGGGUCAUAUGAGCACACAAGAAGAAGACAACCACGCCGAUGUCCGCAGAUACGGAGAGCUCUAGAAGGAGGAUUCCAGCUUCAAAAUUCCCCCGGGAUGGCUUCUAGCUGCUGCAAGCGUCCGCCAAUCAUUGCCACCUUUGUUGUGUUUCUACUCCUGGCAGCCACCAGUCCUGUCCUCUCGGCGUCGGCGGCAAACAGCACGCUUCGGCCCGGCGAGGAACUGCUGAAGUAUAGGAGGAUCAGAGCCCGUAUAAGAAGGCUCAACAAGCCUUCGCUCAAGACAAUAAAGAGUCCUGAUGGCGAUUUCAUAGACUGUGUUCCAUCUCACCUCCAACCAGCUUUUGAUCAUCCAAAAUUGAAAGGGCAGAAGCCAUUGGAUCCACCUGAGAGACCCAAAGGCUACAUUCAGACAGCUGCGGCUGCAGUGGAUGACACCUUCCAGGCGUGGACGCUUACUCGUGAAUCCUGCCCGGAAGGAACCGUACCGAUAAGGAGGACAACGGAGGAAGAUAUACUGAGAGCUACCUCCAUUCGGAGAUUUGGAAGGAAGCCAGCGGGGAGAGUGCGGCGCGAUUCCAGGAGCAGCGGCCAUGAGCAUGCGGUUGGGUAUGCUACGGGAGAACAGUAUUAUGGUGCAAAAGCUAGUUUGAAUGUGUGGGCACCGAGGGUAACAAGUCCAUCCGAGUUCAGCUUGUCGCAAAUCUGGGUCAUCUCUGGAUCGUUUGGCAAUGAUCUCAACACCAUUGAAGCUGGAUGGCAGAUCAGCCCAGAGCUGUACGGGGAUAAUAAUCCCAGGUUCUUCACUUAUUGGACGACGGAUGCAUACCGAGAGACUGGAUGCUACAACCUCUUGUGCUCCGGCUUUGUUCAAACAAAUAAUAAGAUUGCUAUUGGAGCAGCUAUCUCACCAAAAUCAAGUUAUAAUGGUGGGCAGUUCGAUAUCAGCCUGCUAGUGUGGAAGGAUCCAAAGCAUGGACAUUGGUGGCUGGAGUUUGGACCGCGGAUGCUGGUUGGCUACUGGCCUUCAUUCUUGUUUAGCCACUUAGCAGGGCAUGCGAGCAUGGUGCAAUUUGGUGGAGAGAUUGUUAAUACUCGGCCAUCAGGAAUCCACACAUCAACGCAAAUGGGCAGUGGGCAUUUUGCCGGAGAAGGUUUCCGUAGGGCUGCCUACUUCCGGAAUUUGCAAGUUGUUGAUUGGGACAAUAGUUUGAUUCCUGUGCCCAACCUGCGAGUCUUGGCGGACCAUCCAAAUUGCUAUGAUAUACGAGGAGGCAUUAACAGGGUUUGGGGAAAUUAUUUUUACUAUGGAGGUCCGGGAAGAAACCUAAGAUGCCCUUAGAACAUAUGAGAGAGUUCCUUCUUCUUCUUUUUUUCCUAAAUAUUUUUUGAGGUGGGUUGUGAAGGUUAUUUUUCAGUCAUUCUUGGCUUUACAAAGAAUCUCUUCUUUCUUGUUCAUCAUAUUAUACAACUUUUGGAGGACCAUGUAUAUUCAGGGGAAAAAAAAAUACAGUGAGAAAUAUACUAUGUUUGUGUAUGUAUCUCCGUUUCUUUAUCCUUCCUUAUAUUAUUAAUAAAUAAAUAUUCUACCAUUUUUAU
Messenger RNA from Phoenix dactylifera (date palm), 1809 nucleotides. RefSeq names its product protein neprosin-like. NCBI's taxonomy places the organism in Eukaryota, Viridiplantae, Streptophyta, Magnoliopsida, Arecales, Arecaceae. The record is from RefSeq and is a predicted model, not a curated record.